Halichondria panicea is the source of this 2006-nucleotide messenger RNA. RefSeq names its product formin-binding protein 1-like. Gene Ontology annotation, molecular function: protein binding. The record is from RefSeq and is a predicted model, not a curated record. NCBI's taxonomy places the organism in Eukaryota, Metazoa, Porifera, Demospongiae, Suberitida, Halichondriidae. Bases 168 to 1784 code for a protein of 538 amino acids. The transcript is spliced from 14 exons.
UUGCCUUCAAUUAAUUGACCUUCACACAGCACGCGACUUUUCUAAAGGACAUACUACUAUAUACUGGAGAGGUACGUACGUAUAACAAGCUAUUUGUUGACUCAAGCACUCCGCUACAAGACCAGGCACACAUCUAAUAAGCAACUGGCAAGGCUCAGGAAGCAGCAAUGAGUUGGGGAACUGAACUUUGGGACCAGUACGACAAGAUCUCGAGUCACACUGAGCAAGGCAUAGAAUUCACCAAGAAGGUAGCUUCCUUUGUGGAGAAAAGAAUACACGUGGAGCACAGCUACGCCAAGGACCUCAGGAAACUGGUCAAAGGGUUCGUGAGAAAAGAUGAAGAUGAUUCGCACUACACUGCCAUCAAGGCAUUCUCCAAGAUGAUCAAUGAAGUAAACGAUUUGGCUGGACAGAGAGAGCUCAUCUCAGAGUACCUUGAGUCAGAGGUGUUGCUUCCGCUAAAGUCACUGACCAGAGAUAUCGCUGUGGAGAGACGAAAACAUUUGGGCGCAGGAAGUGAGCUUCAUAGGAAAUUCAAGAGUGAAAUGGACAAUCUAGACAAGAUUAAGAAGCAAUACGAGAGAGCAAGUGAGGACGCAGAGAAUGCUCAGCAUAAACUGGAGAAGGCUGACAAUGAUCCCAACUCAACCAAAGCCAAGAUUGACCAAUUCACGACCACUCUGCGACAGAAAGAGCAAACAGCUGAAGAGUGCCAGAACAAUUAUAUCCUCACACUGGAUACCACCAACGAUUUCAGACGACAGCAUUUCAACUCCAAAGUGCCAGCUCUGUUCACAGAAAUUGAAGGUAUGAACGAGAGGCUGCUCAACAAGUAUAAGGAGUUGGUUGCCCAGUUUGCAGAGUGCCAGAGACGAGUACUACCUGUCGUCAAUACUUGUCUGAACAACAUCACUGAGGCCUCGGAGUUUAUAGAUGCUGUUAAGGACAACCAGCAGCUGGUGGGUGACGUCAAGACUGGGUUCCCCAUUCCUGGAGCCGUGGAGUUUGAGGAGUACUUAGGAAAGCAAGCCAAGAAGGCACAGAAGAAGGCACCUGUCAAGGUGGAGCCCAAGGAGGACUACAGUCACUUACCCCCGGAGCAGCGGAGGAAGAAGCUGCAACUGAAGGUGGACACUCUCGAGACUCUCAAGAAGAAAGCCUUCACUGACCGAACUGCAAUGGAGAAGAUGCAAGCGAUAUACACUCAACAACCCAAGCUAGGAAACGCUGAAGAGAUCAAACAAUCACUCGAAAUGAACACUCAGAAAAUUACUGGCUACGAUCAAGACCUGGAGAAAUUUAGAGGAUUCUUAGCGGAGGCCCAAAGAGUAUUAGAAGCUGAACCAGUACCAUCGAAAGCUAACAAGAAACUGGAGGUUGGCGGGUUCGCUAAGAAGACCUCAAAGUUCUCUCCGAAACCAUUCAAGAAAAACGACAAGAAGAAAAGCAAAGGAGGGAACCAGAGUGACGAGGGUGAUGACUCUCCAGUGGUGUCUCCUGUUAACGAUGGUGCUAGAGGAUUGGACACACCCACCAAAAAUGACGAGUGGUCUGAAGAUGAUGAAGAUGAUGACGAUGAGGUGGUGGCAGAGAGGGCGGAGUCAGAGCUCAGUGAGCCGGCACGGAUCUUGUAUGACUUUUCUGCUCAAAAUGAAGACGAACUAUCUGUGAACGCAGGAGACAAUAUUAUCAUCAUACAAGAUCUACAAGACGGUUGGCUACAAGUUCGGAAGAGAGAUGAAGAAGGCUACGUUCCAGAGUCGUAUGUGAAGAGAGAAGACUAGCGAGGAAUUGAGCCAAUCAAAAAAACACUUGUUAUUUGCAAACUAAUGUCUAGAAUUCCACAUUUUAUUAUUAUGCAUAUUAUUUUAGCUAGUAUGCUUAUUGUACUAGUUAUUGCGUAAAUUAUGUUAUCUAUUUUUAGCUUUUCUAGUAUUAUGCCGUGUGUUAGUUUAGUGCUGUAAUUAUAUGAUUGUGAUCUUCAAGAUUUUUUGGUUUGAAUUGAA